CUCGCGCCCCGUCUUACCGGUGAGAUUGAGGCUAGCAAGGAGGGUGCGAGCAUCAACGCACGAGGAAGGGCAGACGAGCUCCUAAGAGUCGAGUUGGAUAUUCCGGCUGUUGAUUCCAUGCAACGAACGGGGGAUCCCACCGAAGGCCCGCAACCGUCAGUUUCGGUAUCCAUCAGACGAGGCUUACUUCGCGCGGACCUCGACGCAUCGGAUGGACGCGGGGAGCUCGACAUCGCAGGCCUCCGCCUCGACGACUUGGAGCUCGCGUCGCUCCGCGGCCGCGUCGAGCGCGGAAAGAUUUCGAUGGACCUUCGUGAGAGGCACGGCAAGGCUACGCUACGCGUGCAGCAGCCGCGACUGAGCGGUGUCCAAGGUGAGGUUCUAGAUGCUGAUGCCAGUUGGGAUGGUCGAAUCGUUCGGCUGGAGCGUGCCGCGCUCGAUCAGCGCCGAUCGCUGUACACCCUUCAGGGUGAGCACUGCCUGGAUGAUGAGAUUGGGAACGAAACGACCGUUUCGGAGGCGACUUUGACGGGCAUCGUCGACCAAGAGCCCAAGUCAGUACCCCUCGCCAUCGAGAUGGAACCCGGGUCAUGGCGCCUCCUUCUCGCCGUACCUCAGGCGGAUGUCGAGGAGAUGCUUCCUGCAGUGCGACUCGCCGCCGCGCUGCGCGAGGGUGCAACGCCCCUCGAGUACACCCGCGCCAAGGAUCACUUCCUUGGUGCGGUCCGUCGCAUCGCCAUCAGGGCGUCGGAGGAGCUCGGGCGGCAGCUCGAUGAGGCUGCGGCUGCAGCCGCCGCGGAGCAGCGCGUGGUGCUGAAAGAAUCAACCGGCGCGACAGACGGCCGCGCACCCGCAGAUGACGCACCCAUGCAACUGCCGGGUCUUCAGGACCUACAUGGCGCAUGGCGUGGCACCGUCGAGGUCAAAGGCGUCAACUUCGCGGACCAGGUAUCGUCAGUUGACUUCAACGUGUCGGGCGAUGGGUGGUCUUGGGGACCGUACGAGGUUCAGUCCCUAGAGGCGCAGGGUAACGUCGAUGCCGUCGAGGGGCUGCAGAUGCGUCGCUUCGAGCUGAGGUCGGAUGGAGCCGUCGUUAAAAUCGACGGUAACCUCUUUGGCGAGGUCCAGAACGCUGCUUUCGCGGUCAUCGACCUUCCGGCGCAGCGCCUGGCUCCGAUGAUCCAUCACAUCACGUCAGCCGCGUCCGCUUCCGCGGGCGCCCCUCCGCCCCCGCCUCCACCUCUGCCCCCCAUCGCUGGUACGCUUUUCGUCUCCGGUGACAUCGGCGGGUCCGUAUCCAGUCCGACUGGGAGCUUCCGCGCGAACCUCAGCGAGGGUCGCAUCGGUCCCGUGCGCCUCGGUCACGCCAACGCCGCCGCUGAGGUCACGGAAGCACGGACCGCACGAUUCAAUGCCGAGGCGAAUCCCGCGGCGAACAACAAGCGCGGAGCGGCGCAGGUCACCCCUGGCCAUCUUCGGCUGAGUGGUGUCAUUCCGCUGCCGGACGCUGAGGACCGGUCCGUUGUCGUGGACUGGUCGGUUCAGGAUGGAGGCAUGCAGCUCAUCUCUGCGCUCAGCGCCCCGAGCCUGAUGCAAGGCGGGCCCGUUGAGUGGCAGGAGGGUGGCGCAGACAUCACCCUCGCAGUGCGUGGCACGCUCGCCGAUCCGGUGUAUGAUGGCGCCGCGGUGAUCACCCGCGCCAAGAUUGUCUCCCCGAUGCUGGCGAGGCCCCUCUACCCGGUGAAUGCGAACAUUCGCAUUCAGCGCAACACCCUGUACGCUGACCAUUUCGACGCCAAGUGCGGACCACGCGGGUCCAUCAAGGUUCGUGGCGCCGUGCCUGUGCUUCAAACGCGCAGAAACGGGGGUGAAACCUGGGAGGGUCUUGUGGCGCGCGCGGAUGUUCAGGGGGGCAUCAGGGCUGAGGCAACCGGUAUCGACGUGAGGGCCCGCGCCGCAUACAGUGGCCGCCUCGACGCAGACAUGGUCAUCAAGGGCACCCUUCUCGAGCCCGAGGUUGGGGGUUCACUGCGCCUGUCCAAGGGAACGGCGUUUAUCCAGCCCAACGCGAACCAGCCUGCGGGCGGCGCGGCUGUCACCUCGGGAGACGCCGCCUCACGAGCCGGAUCCGGGGCUGUUGGAUUUGGCAACCGCGAGGCGAAGCGGGGUCUCGCGGGUUUCUUGCAAAGGUCCACGCCGCCAGGAUCCCCAUCGGCCAAGGGCGAUAAAGGGACCGAGGAAAGACCGCCCCUGCGUUUUCGCGGUUUGCGUCUCAUGGUCGGUCCCGAGCUCAGUGCGGUUUACCCGUUUGUGCUCAACUUUGGCGUCAGCGGCGAGGUUGAGAUCAACGGCGUUGCCGACCCUGUUCUGAUCCGACCCUCCGGCGUCAUUAACUUUGAGCGCGGCGACAUCAACCUCGUCGCGACGCAGGUGCGACUGAGCCGCGAGCACCCGAACCGCGCGGUUUUCGUCCCCGAGCACGGUAUGGACCCAACUCUGGACGUCUCGCUUGUGGGUGCGGACCUGAGGGCCCUCGUGCAGGGGAAGGUGAGCAACUGGGCGGACAACCUGGUCAUCACUCGCGGAUCCGGCGCCGCCAGGGACGCCGCUGUCGCCGAGGCUGCGAGAAUCUUCGAGGGUCAGCUCGCGGAGAGCCUCUUGGAGCAGGACGGCCAGCUGGCGUUUAGCAACCUCGCCGCAAGCACCGUCGCGACGCUCAUGCCCAAAAUCGAGACCGGUGGUCAGCUCGGUAAGGCGCGAUGGAGGGUGACGACCGCACCGUCCAUCCCCGGCCUACUCUCGCUCGAUCCCAGUACGGAUCCUUUCAGCAACAUAUCUCAGAUCAACCUCGGUUCGGACUGGGAGCUCAUGCUGGGCGACUCGCUCCAGGCGACGAUGAGCCGCAAACUGAAGGAGAGCGAGAUGCAGACGAAAUUCGCGCUCGUCUAUAAGCUCACGGACAAGCUUCGCAUGCAGCUCAACAGCGAGUCGUCCACGGAGACCAGGCUCCUGUUCGAGUUCACC
Messenger RNA from Micromonas commoda, 3024 nucleotides. RefSeq lists its product with no specific name. The record is from RefSeq and is a predicted model, not a curated record. The annotation marks the transcript as partial. Gene Ontology annotation, biological process: protein secretion. The transcript is spliced from 4 exons. Lineage: Eukaryota; Viridiplantae; Chlorophyta; Mamiellophyceae; Mamiellales; Mamiellaceae. Gene Ontology annotation, cellular component: plasma membrane.